AUGUCGUUCGAAAGCGUCAUGCCGCCGUACAAUGCCACGGAUCCGUCAGCCUCGUUCCUCAGCUCCUCGUGCCUAGACUUCCUCCUCAUCGAGCUCGUGCCGCUAGCUUUUCGCGUGACGAGGGAGCUUGACACAGCGCCGACAGGCGACACAGCGAACGGUACGGUCGCGGGGGCACCCUCGAGCACUGGUGGAGGUGCUUCAGCCGACGCGCUGUCGUUUGUGAGCCAUAGCCAGGGCGGGGGUGCAGCCGGUGGCAGUGCCGGUGGUCUCGCGCCGUCGAGCGCGGGUGGCGCGGCUGGGAGUAGCACAGCGCGGAAAAUGGACGAGGAUGAGGAGCGGGAUGCGGUCUUUUACCGGCUUGAGACGCUGGGGUAUCGCGUCGGGCAGGGACUCGUGGAGAGAUUCUCGAGAGACCGGCCGCGGUUCAACGACACGCUCGACGUCAUCAAGUUCGUCUGCAAGGACCUCUGGUCGCUGGUAUUUAGGAAACAAGUGGACAACCUCAAAACGAAUCACAGGGGCGUCUACGUCUUGACGGACAACUCGUUCAAGCCGUUCUCGAGGAUGAGCACAGAAGCCGGCGGGCAGGCCGUUGUUCGUGCACAACCGUUCCUCUGGUUCCCCUGCGGAAUUGUGCGCGGAGCCUUGGCGGCGUUGGGGAUCAACGCUACCGUUCAGGCCGAGACGAACGAACUACCGGCCGCCAUCUUUCAGAUCAAGACACUGCCGUCGAGUACAUAA
This is a messenger RNA of Colletotrichum higginsianum IMI 349063, 744 nucleotides long. RefSeq names its product Transporter particle component. Lineage: Eukaryota; Fungi; Ascomycota; Sordariomycetes; Glomerellales; Glomerellaceae. Gene Ontology annotation, cellular component: trans-Golgi network; cis-Golgi network; TRAPP complex. The record is from RefSeq and is a predicted model, not a curated record. The coding region runs from base 1 to 744 and encodes 247 amino acids. The transcript has 4 exons. Gene Ontology annotation, biological process: endoplasmic reticulum to Golgi vesicle-mediated transport; regulation of GTPase activity.